AUACUCUCUCCGUCCCGAUGUUAUUCAUUUUCUUGUUUUAUUUUUCCAAAAAGUAUUAGUUACGUGAAAGUAUAUAGUACUAUCCUUGGUUGACUUGACUCCCGAGUCUCCCGUCCUUGGUUGACUCCCGAGUAUAAACAGUGAGCUUGCGAUCUGAAAGUUGAUCAAGUGCAGAAGAUGAAUAUGUCGGGAGGCACAGAAGGCGAGGUGCAGCAUGAGAUAGUCAUAGUUGGUGCUGGUAUUUGUGGUCUUGCCACUGCUCUUGCCUUGCACAGGAAAGGUAUAAAAUGCAUAGUUUUGGAAAGAUCAGAGAGCUUGAGAUACAUUGGGGGAGGCAUUGGCAUUAUGGCAAACGGAUGGCGUGCUUUACAUCAACUCGGUGUUGAUUCCAUCCUUAAACAAACUGCUGAUCCUAUAGUAGGGUCAAAAGAUAUAUGGCUUGACAAGAACAAGCAGCGAGAUAUGUCAUUCAUGAGUAGCGAGGCUCGUUGCUUGAGGAGAAGUGAUCUCAUCAACACCCUUUACAAUGCUUUACCACCUAAUGUGGUAAAGUUUGGACAUCAAAUUGUCUCUGUGAAACUGGAUCCUCAAACUAAUAAUCCCAUUCUUCAGCUUCAAGAUGGAAAUUCUUUAUCGUCCAAGGUUUUAGUUGGGUGUGAUGGAGCCAACUCGGUGGUUGCCGAUUUCCUGCAACUCAAGCAUACAAAAGUAGCUGGACUUUGUUCCGCUAGAGGGUUAACCAACUAUCCUAAUGGGCAUCCAUUCACUAAUGAGUUUGUCCGCAUGAAGAGAAACAACACUGCCGUGGGUCGAGUCCCGAUUGAUAGUAAGCUGGUUUACUGGUUUGUUGCUCACCCAUGGGUGCAAACAGAUACCCAAAUUCCUCAAGACAAGGAACUUAUAAGGCAAUACACUCUGCAAUCAGUUAAAAGUUUCCCAAAAGAAAUUGUGGAACUGAUAAAGGACACUGACUACGAGACACUUUCUUUCACACGUAUAAGAUAUCGUAGACCGUGGGAUUUACUACUGGGAAGCUUUCGCAAAGGAACAGUAACAGUAGCUGGAGAUGCCAUGCAUGUAAUGGGUCCAUUCAUUGGACAAGGCGGUUCAGCAGGUUUAGAAGAUGCCAUUGUACUUGCUAGAAACUUGGCCAAGAAAAUGUCGAUGACUCCAACUGAUCCAAGGAGUAUUGAGGAAGCACUGGAUCAAUAUGUAAAGGAACGGAGGAUGAGGAUAGUUCGAAUGUCUACACAAACUUACCUUACUGGUAAACUGAUAACAGAAUCUACUCCACUGCUGGUAAAGUUUGCUUGCAUAAUCCUCAUGAUUCUUCUCUUCAGGGAUGCUAGUGGUCACACUAAAUAUGAUUGUGGAACCCUUUGAUCAUUUGCUGUUAAGCUUACCUAUUGCCUAUAAAAUAAUGCAGUUCCUUAGAGGAAGUAAGUUUAAAUUUAUGAUACUUGGUUUUGCUGUAAUGUAAUACCAUGAGAUUAUGAGAACAUGUUUUAAAUUUAUGCA
Daucus carota subsp. sativus is the source of this 1518-nucleotide messenger RNA. Its product is annotated as monooxygenase 1. Gene Ontology annotation, molecular function: FAD binding. The record is from RefSeq and is a predicted model, not a curated record. Lineage: Eukaryota; Viridiplantae; Streptophyta; Magnoliopsida; Apiales; Apiaceae. The transcript has 6 exons. Bases 178 to 1383 code for a protein of 401 amino acids.